Molecule: messenger RNA, 795 nt
Organism: Geodia barretti
Lineage: Eukaryota; Metazoa; Porifera; Demospongiae; Tetractinellida; Geodiidae
Source: the annotation of a GenBank genome assembly
AUGGGUGUACCUGUAUUGAGCACUGAUCUUAGGCUGAAGAAGUUGAGAGGAUCAGGGGGCUAUGUUAUAGCAACCGUAGAUGAUCUCCAACAGGGAAAAGGAAACCUGGGCGGUCCGGAUCUGUUCCUUGCUCCCAUCGGCAGAAUUGACACUUCCAGAAUAUCAAAAUUCUUCUGCAACACAUGCGAGAGCGAAUACGACGGGGCCCCGGACAUCAAGUAUGAGAGUCCAAACGAGGAGGUAGCCGAGAAUCUGAUUCUGGCAGAGAAGGGGCAAUAUAUCUGCCAGACAUGCAGUUCGACCCUGGCAGAGUACAGGGAGUUUAAGAAGAGCGACGAGGCGGCAGAUGUCGGGGCUGCAAAACCGAUAGAGGUGGCAGAUACUGUUGCCAGCGAGGCUACAGAGGUGGCAGAUAUAUCCAUCAUUGAGGAUGCAGGACCCGAUACGAUAUCGACAGAACUACCGGUUCCGGAAACGGACCCAGAGUCGCAGCCUGAGACUGGGGAGAUCAGAUCAAUCAUCGGCAUGGCGAUCUUUGACAUGGGUGCCGCAGGGAUGGGAACCGUAAAACAGAUAGGCAUCGAUGCCACACAGACCCUGACCCUGGUGGUAGAAGGGGCCGACGGGACCAGACAAAUGAUCGCAUGGGAUCGGGUCAGGAGCGUAGGCGACAUUAUCCUUCUAGGAGAGAAAGGCCCCGCCGCGGCGCCAUCACAAGAUCACGGUUGCCCGCAGUGCAAGUUCGAGAACAAGCCGGAUUCAAAAUUCUGCGAGCAGUGCGGACACGCAUUCUGA